AUGUCAGAUGGCUCUCAUCCAGAGAGCAAGGCUCCAAUGGCCCUGACAGAAAGCCGUCAUGAAGGUUCACCAAAAGCAAGAUCGUCUUUCAGCAGGCCCGUGUUCUCCGAGGGAGAUCCUCCCUUCCUGAAGGCGCGCCAAAUCAAUGUGGGCAGUGAGACUGAGUUCUAUUUCUACGACCCAGCUUCUAAGCGAGAAGAACCAUUGAAAGUCUUUGCGUUCAUUCCGGAGGGAUGGAAUGAGGAGACACCAGUCCUCUUUGUCAUGCACGGAGUGAAUCGAGAUGCUAAAGAGAUGUUUCAUAAGCUUGUGGAUAAGAGGCUCCUCCCUCAGAAGCAUCAUUUCAUUCUCCUUGUACCAUACUUCAGCCAAGAGCAGUUCCCUACCAGGGCAGAGGACCGCAAAUUUUGGAGUUUUACUGCGAUUGAAAACUUUUUUCUUGCGCUCAAAGUUGAGCUGAAGCUUGCCGCUCCAGGUUAUCACAUUUUUGGUCACUCCGCUGGGGCCCAGUUUGUGCACAGGCUUGUCGCAUUCUCGGCUUCGAAAAACAACAAGUCUCAUAUCAUCAAGGCGGUAGCCGCAAAUGCUGGUUUUUACUCAAUGCCGUCUCUUGAUAUGAAAUUUCCCUAUGGUCUCGGUCGCUGUGGGCAACUGUUCACUGAGGAGGACUUGAGAAUUUUCUUGGAGGCGCCAUUAGUGGUGCUUCUGGGAGAGGAAGAUACAGAUCCCAAUCACAAGCACUUGCCCAUCGGCAAGCUUGCAGCAAAGCAGGGCAAACACAGGUUUGAGCGAGGACAGUCCUUCUUUGAAGCAGGACUGCAGGCUGCGGAACACUAUGGAGUGUGUUUUGGAUGGCAACUGCAGACAAUCCCCGGCGUGGCACACGAAGGAGUGAAGAUGUGCGAGAGUGCUGUGAAAAUUCUCUUCCCAAGAAUCAACUUGCCGGGAGAAGAUGCAUGGAGUGGUUCGGAUUAUGAUUCAGCUACACAACUUUCUGCUCGACAGAGACACAAGCAGUCGUUUUUAAUGCGGGUGGCAAAGAAACGAGAG
This is a messenger RNA of Guillardia theta CCMP2712, 1050 nucleotides long. RefSeq lists its product as hypothetical. NCBI's taxonomy places the organism in Eukaryota, Cryptophyceae, Pyrenomonadales, Geminigeraceae. The annotation marks the transcript as partial. The record is from RefSeq and is a predicted model, not a curated record. The transcript has 13 exons.